CUCCGUCGGCCAAUUUUCUCUGUCAAGGAUUUUCUUCCAGAAGAAAGGAAAUUCCGAAGCAUCUACAAAACAGCAGUCUUUGACUUCUUUCGUCCUCUACAUCCGCUCGGGUCCCGACAAAAGAGUUUUGCCUGUCUUAGUUUCUCUAUCAAAGAAAGGCCAAAACGUUCAAGAUGCAUCCCGGCGUUCUCCAUCGGCGCUUCCUUAACGAUCUCUCGACAUCCCUGUUCUCAUUCGUGCUUCCUCUUCUACCCCCAAGUGAAGAGCUCAGUGUCAAAGAGGAAGUACGGUGUUUGAUAGAGAAGCUCAUCAAGACUCUCGAACCAUCAGCGAGACUGCUUAGUUUUGGAAGUAGCUGUAAUUCUUUUGGUUUGCGCAAUUCCGACAUGGAUUUGGUCGUUUUAAUCGAUGACUCCGGUGCCAAGCUGGAUCCCGGAAAUUUCGUCGAAAGCAUGGCAGUACUUCUCGAACGGGAGACAAAUUUCAACGUCAAGCCUUUGCCUCGAGCUCGUAUCCCCAUAUUGAAACUCGAACUCGCUCCAUCACCCGCACUUCCUUUUGGUAUUGCCUGUGAUAUCGGCAUCGAGAAUCGUUUAGCGAUAGAAAACACAAGGCUACUCCUUACGUACGCUACCAUCGAUCCCGCUAGAGUUAGGACUCUCGUUCUGUUUCUCAAAGUAUGGUCAAAACGACGGAGGAUCAAUUCUCCUUACCGUGGCACCUUGUCUUCAUACGGGUUCACUCUCAUGGUUUUGUAUUUCCUCGUGCAUGUCAAACAACCACCAGUCCUGCCCAAUUUGCAACGAAUCAUGCCCAUGCGACCCCUUGAAGAGGACGAGGUCAUGCUCGAGGGUAGAAAUGUGUAUUUUUUCGACGAUGUCGAGACCCUUAGGCGUGAAUGGUCGAGUGUUAAUUUCGAGAGCGUCGGGGAGCUACUGGUGGACUUUUUCCGCUACUUCUCACAUGAUUUCCAAUUCAACAAUUCCGUCUUAUCACUGCGAGCAGGCCAGUUGACAAAAGAAAGCAAGGGCUGGGUAAACGACAUCGAUGUAGGCGGCCUGAACGAGAUGGCGCGAGACAGAAACAGACUUUGUAUCGAGGACCCCUUCGAGAUCUCGUACAAUGUCGCCAGGACUGUGACUAAAGAUGGACUUUACACUAUACGAGGAGAAUUCAUGCGCGCCACAAGGAUUCUUACACAACGUCCCGAUCGAGCUGUACUUGCUCUCGCAGAACUGUGUCGAGAGCGCGAAGAUGAGCUCCAACGCGCACCAAGAUCUUCUUCUCCAGCCCCUCGCGCACUGUCAGCCAACCGCGGCAACUUCAGCAAUUCCCAUGCCCAGGGCCAAUGGCGAUCCCAAUCUCAAACAUCCUAUGACCGAUUAGGAGCUGGGGCGCACGAAUCGCACGGCCUCAGAACUGGCGAAGAUUUGUCGGAAUAUUCGGCGCAAGACCUCUGGCUACAUAGUCAAGGCACUAGUCUGGGAGGGGUACAGACUCUCAAUGAGGAUGUUGACGCGCGUGGCUCCAGAGGACGAGAUACAGUCGCUCGCGGCCUCGAUACUGCAGGAGGCUCUCAUCGGGGCAGUCCCUCAACCCGUCGGUCUACGUCCGCCUACGCAGAUGGUGGUGGCUUGACAACGACAGGGACGGUCUCAGCACCUCUAAGCCCUCAGCGGUUGUAUGCCCAAUUGGAGCUGGGCAAGGGGGCGAGCGUAAAUCAGCAGCAGAUGUGGGCUGGGUAUGAUCCGCGACUGCAUGCCAGCGCGGGCAUGCCCCUCGGCGUAUCGGGACCUUCUGGAUUACGUAGUCAAAGUCAACAGGGUACCUCUAGAGCGUUGUCCGGGCUCGCAUCGAGGCCCUUGAGCUCUUUUGCAAAUUCGACUGGUAUCCUUCCGACUCCUGCGGGUGCUAAAGGCCUGCAUGCGACAACCCAUCUGCCAGCCUUCUCUCCAUUUGAUGCGGAUCCCGUCACCCCUGCACCCGUCUCGAUACACACCGAAUCCCUUCACACUGGUCCAUCGACUGCCCCUUUGCGACAGCCUUCCGUUCAUCUUACUGGAAGCGAUGUUCCAGCCGAGUUUAUCAGCCCCAGCACCUUGCUCUCGCCUGUCCCAAGAGUGACAACCCUUCCCGAAUCCCGUAACGGGACACCCGAAUUAGAUCAUCUAGUCCACAGCAUGCGUUUAGUGUCAGUGGACACAAGUGGGGAUCCCGGGUCAAGGGAGAAAUCAGGAUCAGACUGUCCUCCGGCAACUUAGACGGUCAUUGUCAAGCAUACCAGUAGCAUAAGGCCUAGUGUUGUGGUCUAUGGAAGAAUGAUAUUCUUAUUCUGGCCAUCUUCCGUGUCUGCUGAUAUGCACAUGCGGUAAAGCGUAGUUGAGCAAUCCAUAUACAAUAGAGAAAGCAAGCUAGCAGAUUAUUGUCAAUGCAUCUACUUACGUAAAGUACA
This is a messenger RNA of Cryptococcus amylolentus CBS 6039, 2452 nucleotides long. RefSeq lists its product as hypothetical. Gene Ontology annotation, biological process: RNA 3'-end processing. The coding region runs from base 174 to 2261 and encodes 695 amino acids. The record is from RefSeq and is a predicted model, not a curated record. Lineage: Eukaryota; Fungi; Basidiomycota; Tremellomycetes; Tremellales; Cryptococcaceae. The transcript has 12 exons. Gene Ontology annotation, molecular function: nucleotidyltransferase activity.